Messenger RNA from Moneuplotes crassus, 1459 nucleotides. Lineage: Eukaryota; Ciliophora; Spirotrichea; Euplotida; Euplotidae. The record is from the annotation of a GenBank genome assembly.
AAUGCCUCCUUCAAAUUCAGCCGAAUCAGUAGAGAGAGACUCAUUUGUGACGAAUAAUGUAGCAGUGGUCCAAUUCCUUGCAGUCCUGUUCUGUUUUAUCUUUUAUGGAGAGAUAUAAUCUCAGUUGUGAUUGCAGUAAACUACAUUAUCGACCAACAUUACUAUUGGUUUGCAUUCCAGAUGCUAUUCUACUUCUCUUAUGCCAUAUUCCUUCUUUGGACCUCUAUCUCAUUCCUUGUUUACAUUGUAUUCUUUCAGGGCUAUGUUUGGCUCUGCAUGGAUGGAGAGGAUGAAUUUAAGAAUGAUUUAUGAAAAAUCUUUCGGAAGAAUACAUUCUUGAUUCCUCUCAAACAGUCUAUCUAUGAAUUUUGGCCAUUAAGCCCUUUGCUAGGAAUCAACUAUUUAAUUUCCCUCUGCUCAGAUAAAGAAAUAAGAGAUGGCAUCAAAGCUAAAGUCAAGAUUAGGCUUUAUAUUACUAUGAUGCAUGAAUUCAUUAGAUCUGGAGGCUCGAUCAUACUCCAAUCAUACUCUUUAAGAGAAGGACAUAAUAUAAAUAAAUACUUGAUGAUUGCAUCAAUAUCUAUCAAUUUUAUCUGUUUCUUAAAGUACAAGAUAAUCUAUUCCCUUCUAUCCAUAGAUAGUGCAAGUCAUACGUCCUUGUGGAGGAAAAUUUUGCACUUAACACUGAUGGUGGUAGAAGUUGGAGCAAUUCUUUCCUCAUUAAUUGCAAUUACUCGCUACGAUAAGAUAUUAGGCAUUUUGGCCUACUUUUCAGUAAUCUUUAUAAACAUCUGCUAUACCUGAUUGAUAGAGAGUCAAAAUGAAAAAGAUCAUUUCAAUGCGCAACAGAAGAAAAAGAAUGAAGAAAUUCUAGACAAAAAAGUAGAGUCUGAAGGAGACAAGAGUCAAGGAGAAAUUUCGUUUGUUUUCAAAGAAGGUAAAGGAAUUUAUAAAGACAAUGUUGUAAUUAUGAAGGAGUGCACAAUCAUGAUUCAUGAUUAUAUGUCUUUGAUAUGAAUUAAAGCUUUGAUGAUUAAGUCAAUGGCCAAUUGCAUGAUGGAACUUCUUCAGUUGGUAAAAAUAAGCAUCUUAAUUGGUUUCUGAUUAUACAUCUAUAUUUGAAAUGAAGAGAUAGAUGCUUUAGUUUCUGCUUGUCUGAAUCUCAUCUUGGUUGUAUUGCUGAUUGCUUAUUUCUUUGCCUCUGCAAAAGAGAAACUAGAAGAACAUGAAAAAGAAGAAUAUAUCAGAGAAAAAAUUGGUACAAUGAAUAGAGAGUUUACAACAAAAAUAGAAGGCAAUUCUCAACUAUCUUCAAAACAGUUUGAGGAAAGUUCUGAGGAGGAAAAUAAAUAUGGGGAUGUAGAUGGAGAUGAGCCAGAUCCAAGUUAAACAAAGAAAGGGAUCAUGAAUGAUUCAUAUUUGAUAAAUUUUAAGUCCAAAAAUCAUAAUUCUACUUUAA